GGUCCAGGGUUAGGUUAGGGUUAGGUUAGAGUAUGCUCGUCGAUAAUCGCUCGUGCGUUUCACGAUCUCGAGAACACUCAUAUUGAUGAACGACAAGGCGUGAAGUUAAAGAUUAGUUUCGGCGUCUAUAUGCAGGCGCAGUGCCUUGACGAGAGGCAGGAAGCUUUCAGGAUUGACAGUGACAACGCAACUCCGAGCAUCGAGCUGGUAUAAGUGUCGUCACCGUCGUGUUCGGACGAGGGCACCAUUCGGAGAAAAAUGUCAAAGAUCGAAGAGGCGAACGAGCACAUACGCCAGGCUGAAAAAGCCUUAAAACCUACUUUCUUGAAGUGGCGACCCGAUUAUGAGGUAGCGGCUGACGAGUACUCACAUGCAGCAACAUGCUUUCGAGUAGCCAAGUCGUAUACUCAGUGCAAAGUCUGUUUAGUGAAGGCAGCCGAUUGUUACAAACAUACCAAAUCAUGGUUCCAUGCAGCAAAGAACAUCGAGCAGGCUCUGCUCAUCUGCAAAGAAAUGGGAGAUUUGUCCGAGGUGUCGAAACUAGCUCACAGUGCCUGCAGCCUUUUCCAGCAGCACGGCUCCCCUGAAUCAGGCGUGACUGCUCUUGACAAGGCAGCCAAGAUGCUGGAAGCUACACAGCCACAGCAGGCUCUCGAGCUGUUUAAACGUGCAGCCGAUAUAAUUAUGGGCGAGGACAGUCCACGACAUGCAGCAGAAUACAUGAGCAAGGCUGCGAGACUACUGGUAAGGCUGCAGAUGUACGACGAGGCGGCAGACGCGAUACGUCGUGAAAUUGGCAUGUAUCAGGAUUGCAAGCUUUGGCAGUCACUUGGAAGGCUCACCGUGGCGCUGGUAUUGGUGCAAUUGGCGCGAGGUGACCAAGUUGCGGCCGAGAAGGCCUUCAAAGAAUGGGGUAACUUCUGCGAACCCCCCGAAGUGCAAACGUUGGAGAUGCUACUGCAGGCUUACGAUAACGAGGACGCGGAUGCAGCUCGGGCAGCCCUUAACAGUCCCUUCAUCAAGCACAUGGACGUCGAAUAUGCCAAGCUAGCGCGCGGUUUGCCUUUACCACAACAGGAAUACGCUAUCCCGCCCGCUGGAGUGAGAGCCAACGCUGCAGAGUCCUAUGUUUCUCCUAACGCGUCCAAGACCAGCGGACAGGCUACCACCGAAGCGGAAGUUAAUCACGCGAAGAACGAAGCCAGCGAAACUAGUCAAUCAAAGGAAAAGGUGGCCGAGAAGAAGCCGCAAGCACCGCCGCCGAAACCGGCGCAACAGCAGGAGGACGAGGAAGACUACGAGGGAGGCCUGUGCUAAUCGUCUUUGCAUGUAAAAAAGAACCCUGUAUCGCUUAUCAACUUUUAACUGUGUAACGCUUGCAUGUAUAUUGAGCGUUUCGUCGAAAGCAUAUUGUUCGCUUUAAGAGAAUUUAUCUUUCACCUUAACUCUUAAAACUUCACUUUCAGAAUUACACGGAAUGAAAUGCGAAAAGAAGGCAAUCUAUCCCUCUUUUUUGUUUUUUCUUUACAUCUUAAAUUUUCGUCAAUGUGGAUACGUCUGGUCACUUUAACUUUUUCUCUCUAUAGAAUUCUCACGAAAGUUCCAAGGUUUAACAUAAAACAAAAGAAGAAAACCCCAGGAAUGUCACGCGGAGAGAGUAUAUUUUUGUUGAAAAAAAAACUUAUAUAAUGUACCACCAGAAACGGAAGAAAUUAAUUAUCUCCUUUGAUUGCGACAGUAAAAAUACUUCAGGUCCAUCCUUCGCGAAUUACGUCUGAGAGAUAUCCUUUCUCAAAAUCGUUGUCAAUCAAAGGAAAUAAGCGUUUUGACAAUUCGGCUUUCUGAUGGGGCAUCUUGUAUAUAGCGACAUCGUAAACGUAAAUAGGACGUCUACAUUUUAUUUUUUAUUUUUACAUGGAUGAACACGUCGUGUAUGCGUGCGUAACGUAUGUGUGUAUGUGUACCCCUCCCUCGGCAAGCUCCGAGUAUUUCCAUAUUUUUAAUUAAGAGAAUUAGCCGACGUUGUACAUACUUUAAUUGGAAAACGAGACAUUCCUCAGCGAAAGCAGAGAUAUUUAAUUUUACAGCACCAUCCUAGUGAAAUCGUUAUACUGAACUGUUAUGAUUAAGAGAGUUUAAAAGAGAAAAAAAAACAAAUAUAUCCCGAGA
This is a messenger RNA of Vollenhovia emeryi, 2169 nucleotides long. RefSeq names its product gamma-soluble NSF attachment protein-like. The record is from RefSeq and is a predicted model, not a curated record. The transcript is spliced from 8 exons. Gene Ontology annotation, biological process: intracellular protein transport. Bases 259 to 1317 code for a protein of 352 amino acids. Gene Ontology annotation, molecular function: syntaxin binding; soluble NSF attachment protein activity. Lineage: Eukaryota; Metazoa; Arthropoda; Insecta; Hymenoptera; Formicidae. Gene Ontology annotation, cellular component: SNARE complex; vacuolar membrane.